This is a messenger RNA of Dendronephthya gigantea, 2727 nucleotides long. Its product is annotated as WD repeat-containing protein 44-like. NCBI's taxonomy places the organism in Eukaryota, Metazoa, Cnidaria, Anthozoa, Malacalcyonacea, Nephtheidae. The record is from RefSeq and is a predicted model, not a curated record. The transcript has 22 exons. Gene Ontology annotation, molecular function: protein binding. Bases 110 to 2551 code for a protein of 813 amino acids.
UGUAUUUGGGUUUGCUAAUAGUCAUGUCACGAUUCAAAACACUUCGAAGAUAUUUAUUAUAGAAACGCAAUAUGAAUAUAUUUCAAGUAUGACGUUUUAGACUUGUAUUAUGGACGGCGAGAGUGAUGGUGAUGAAUUCUACGAUGCUUCAGAAUUUCCAACAAUUCAAACUCCUGAGAAAGACGACACAAGAUCUGGUGAUCACAGCUCGCCCAUUACCAGACAAGAAAUUGAACCAUCUGUAGGGAAAGAUUUCGCUUUGAAGGAUGAACCAGAUGGAGCUGCUUCAAAUUGUGUAGAUGAACAACAACAGGAUUUAGACACUGAAGCUGUUAAUGUGCUUCAAGCUUCUUCUAUUCCCACCAAGCAAAAUGAAGAUAAAUGUGGGAUUGAAAGUAGCCAAAGUGAAAUAAAGGAGGAAAAUAAAACCUCUGAAGUAAAAACUCAAGAUAAUAAUAAAGAAAAGGAAGUUGACAAGAAUAAUUCAGAGAGAAACUUAACCCAAGCUCCCAUAGCCCCACCACGAAGGAAGAAGAAAAAUAAAAACAAAACAGAAAAAUCUCUGACUUCACCAAGCAACGAGAACUUCAAAUCCUAUAUCAACCCGGAAAAAACGGAACAAGCUGAUAUUAAACAUUUAGAAGUCAUAGAAAAUGUACAAAAUCCAAUUUCGGUCGAUGAUGAAUCAAUCACAGAUCUCCCAAAUGUCGAAGAAACGGUCGAUUCUGAUCUGGACAUUAGUACCCAAGAAAUGAGUGAAAUAUUGGAUAGAAAUAGCUGCACCGAAGUUAUAUCACCGCUUCAUUUACAACGAAAUAAGUCUCAGUCCAUAUCCUCCAUUGGAAGUUUCUGUAGUGUUUCCAGUAAUAUCUCAUUUCAAGAAAAGUCGAAGCGUUCUGGUUCCCAGAUUUCACUGGGAAGUUUAAAUAACACUGAAAAAGUUCCGGCUGCUGCUACAGCAAUCACGGUUGAUUCACAACUGACGGAUCAGGAAAUACUUGAAGCAGUUGUGGUGAGAAAUUUGGAUACCGGUGAAACAAUGCCGUUGAGUGCAGCAGAAAAGAAUCUUCCAUCCGGAGUCAACCCUCUUGCAUUACAUAUCAUGAGAUUAACCACGGAGUUUUCCAGUAAACAAGAUUUGGCUGGUUCAGAUCGCGAGGACGCUGGUGAAAGCAAUAUAAAUGUAACGACCAGAAAGAUAUUAAGAAAAAAAAAAAACCUGAGAGGAUUAUUUGUAAGAAAAGUCAAAAACAAAGAUCAGAAAAUGAAAGGAGCGAAAGAAGGAUUGAAACGAGCUGAAGAGAGUUCGUCCAGUGACGAGGACAAUCCACAGUCAGAAAAGUAUAUCAAAGUUAAAUCGGCCAAUGGCAAGGGUGUUCCCAUCAUCAAUAAACUAAAUAUAAUCCAAGACUUCAGCGGCAAACACCAGGGUGCUGUGUGGACGAUGAAAUUUUCUUCGUGUGGUAAAUUACUGGGAACUGCUGGUCAAGAUAAAAUUGUUCAUGUUUGGGUGCUGAAAACAGGAAAGGAUUUUUUCGAACAGAUGCGAAACAAGUACGCUAAAGCAGAUUCAGAACGAGCAACUCCUGAAAAAACAGAAAGUGAAGAACAAGAGAAGAGUGCGAAAGAUUACCCACUAGAGACCGAUUAUCCUGAAGGAUUUUGUAAAGAACCAUUUUGUACAUAUGAAGGUCAUAGUGGUGAUGUAUUGGAUCUUUCGUGGUCAAAGAAUUACUUUCUUUUAUCGUCAUCAAUGGAUAAAACGGUCAGGCUGUGGCAUAUAUCUCGAAAUGAAUGUUUGUGCUGUUUCCAACAUAUCGAUUUUGUAACAGCAAUCACCUUUCAUCCACGAGAUGAUCGUUAUUUUCUGAGUGGAUCAUUGGAUGGUAAGAUACGACUGUGGAACAUCCCUGACAAAAAAGUUGCUCUGUGGAAUGAACUGGAAGGGGCAGGAAGUAAUUUGAUCACAGCUGCAAACUUCUGUAUGAACGGAAAAUUUGCGGUAAUUGGGACGUACGAUGGACGGUGCAUAUUUUAUGAGACGGAGCAUCUCAAGUAUUACACACAAUGGCAAAUUCGGUCAACAAGAAAAAAACAAGGAAGAAAAAUCAGUGGCAUUGAACCAAUGCCUGGAGAAGAUAAGAUAUUAAUCACAUCAAAUGAUUCUCGGAUACGUCUGUAUAGUUUGAAAGAUCAUUCCUUACAUUGCAAGUAUAGAGGUUUCACAAAUUCGAGUAGUCAAAUCAAAGGGAGUUUUAGUCACGAUGGGGAGUUGGUUGUAUCAGGCUCGGAAGAUCAUUAUGUUUAUAUGUGGAGAGCCCAGCACCGAAUUGCUUCUGCCAGGAAAGACAGAAAUGAUUUCUAUGAAGGAUUUUCUGCUCACAAUGCUGUGGUGACAGCCGCAAUCUUUGCACCAUGUCCAUGGAAUGUGGUCCCUACUGAGUACGAUGACAACAGUUCUGGAAGGACUGGACCAGAAGUUAUCGUAGCUGCUGAUUGGACAGGAGCUAUUAAAAUCUUUAUAAAUAGAUAUUCUAAUGAGAAAACCUAAAAUAACUCUUCAUAGGAUCAUUUUAAACAUUCAUUAUCAUCAUUCUCUAUCGUCAGACAAACUUUUGUGUAAAUGUCUUUUGUUUAUGAUCGGCGACGUGCAUGUUUGUGUCGUAAACGAGAAGAAGAUUCAGAGUACUUUCCACACUAAGGAACACCUUAAAAAUUACAAGAAGC